Molecule: messenger RNA, 1128 nt
Organism: Halteromyces radiatus
Lineage: Eukaryota; Fungi; Mucoromycota; Mucoromycetes; Mucorales; Cunninghamellaceae
Exons: 5
Coding region: 1-1128 (375 amino acids)
Biological process (GO): chromatin organization
Cellular component (GO): histone deacetylase complex
Molecular function (GO): histone deacetylase activity
Source: RefSeq, a predicted model, not a curated record
AUGACAAAACGAUCUCUGUACGAUAAACCAAAGCUCAACGGCUUCCGGCAUGUCCUUCUUACGGGUUAUGUUUAUGAUAUCUUUAUGUCCUAUCAUUCAACUCUCCAUUCCUAUGAACAUCAUCCCGAAGAUCCUCGACGUUUAUUGUAUAUAUAUCAUGAAAUGAUGAAUGAUCAUCUACUACAACAAUGUGAACGAAUUCCGAUACAAAAAGCUACUGAUGAUGAUAUACUUGCGGUUCACAGUAGUCGGCUUUUACAAACAUUGAAAGCUACAAAAGAAAUGACACGAAAGGAAUUAUUGGAAAUGGAGGAAGCGAAUGACUCGAUUUAUGUAAAUGGUCAUAGUUAUGAAGCCUGUCUAUAUGCUGCUGGAGGUGUUAUCGAAAUAUGCAAAGCUGUUCUGAAAAAUCAAGUUAAGAAUGGAUUUGCUAUUGUACGACCACCUGGUCAUCAUGCUGAACCAGAUGAAUCCAUGGGAUUUUGCUUUAUCAACAAUGUUGCUAUCGCUACGAAAUACUGUUUACAACACCUAGGAUCAAAAAGGAUCAUGAUUGUGGAUUGGGAUGUCCAUUUCGGUAACGGAACAUAUGAAAUCUUUGCCAACGAUCCAAACGUUCUAUAUUUAUCAUUACAUCGUUAUGAGGAUGGUGAUUUUUAUCCUUGUGAUGAUAAUGGUGCUAUCAACAAUGUUGGCAAUGAUCCAGCAAAAGGAAGAUCUGUGAAUAUAGGAUGGUCUCGUAGUGGUAUGAUGGAUGCUGAUUACUUGUAUGCUUUUCAUCAAAUAGUUCUGCCUAUUGGGUACGAAUUUGAUCCUGAUUUAGUGAUUGUAUCGGCUGGAUUCGAUGCUGCUGAUGGAGAUCAUAUCGGAUUAUGCAAUUUGACACCGGCUGCUUAUAGCAACAUGACGCAUCUGUUGAAAUCGUUGGCUAAUGGACGAUUAGUGAUGGCUUUAGAGGGUGGAUAUAACUUGUCAGCUACUUCCGUUGCUGCUGCUGCUUGUAUGUCUGUACUUAUUGGUGAACCUCCUCUUCCAUUGUCAACCAUUGGUGUUCCUUCGGAUGAUGCCAUUGAAACUAUCAAGAAGGUUAAACUAGCUCAUCAAAAUUAUUGGCAAUGUCUUGUAUGA